Messenger RNA from Salvia hispanica, 1384 nucleotides. RefSeq names its product BAG family molecular chaperone regulator 8, chloroplastic. NCBI's taxonomy places the organism in Eukaryota, Viridiplantae, Streptophyta, Magnoliopsida, Lamiales, Lamiaceae. Gene Ontology annotation, cellular component: plasmodesma. Gene Ontology annotation, biological process: protein folding. The record is from RefSeq and is a predicted model, not a curated record.
CCCUCCACCACCACCAUGGCCUCUCACCACCACCCCCACCUCCCCGCCGCCCCCUCCUGCCACUGCCACUGCUACCACCAACCCACCUACCCUCCCUGCAACCCCCCUCCCCCUCCAAAUCCCCACAUCCUCCCCAUCUCCAUCCACCCCUCUCCCUCCCCCCAAAUCUACCUCAAUACCCAAGAAAGCUACAUUCAAGAACCAAGCCCCACCGCCAUUUCCUCCCUCCUCCGCCGCAUCGCCGCCCUCGAGUCCGCCUUCCUCCGCCGCUCCUCCUCCUCCCCCUCCCACUCCCUCCGCGACGCCGCCGCCCGCUCCAUCCAGUCCCACUUCAGAGCCUUCCUCGUGCGCAGAUCAAUUACCCUCCGCCACCUCAAGGAUUUGGCAUCGAUCAAAUCCAGCCUCGGAUUCCUCAAAUCUAGGGUUUCUCACAAGACCCACUUCGAUUACGACGCCGUUUACCGUAAAGCUACGAACUUGCUCCUCAAACUCGACGAUAUUCAGGGUGGUGAUCCCAUGAUUAGAAAUGGGAAAAUUUCUUUGAGCAGAGAGUUGUAUAAAUUUUUGGAUUUUAUUGAAGGGGCUUGUGUGCAGAGGAGGUUUGUGAAGCAGAAUUUGAGAUCUAGGGUUUCCAAUAUUGAGAAUAAACUAGGCAAUGUCGAAUCCGGGUUUUCGAAAAGGGAGAAGCUUAGGGGUUUGGUCGAAAGAAUUGAUAGAUUAGCUGAGGAGCUAGAAGAUGAGGAGGAGGUGGAGAUUGAAAAGCCUAAGGGUGAAUUGAUCAUGAGAAAAUACAGUGUUUCUGCGAACCCGAGCAGUGGUGGUGGUGGUUUGGUGAAGCAACGCGGUGGGGUUGGGCCAAAGGUGAAGAAAAACGUGACCUUUGCAGAGAAUGGGAAGGUUUAUCGAGUCUUGAGUAGACCUUAUCUAGAGGAUGGUUUGGAUGAUGAUGAGGAGGAUGAGGAAGAGCUUGUGGAUGAUCUUAGUCGGGAGAUUGAAGAGAUUGGGGUGUCAUCGAAGGAUGAAGUCGAGGAUGGUUCCUUGAGCAGUGAGGGUGAGAAAGAGUUCAGACAUUCUUCGACGAAGCUUGAUGAGGACGAACGUGGUGAAUCCUCCAUGUUCUCUGCGCCAUUGCCUGCGAAGAUGGAUAGGCGAAGCGGCUGAGGUUGAGGUGAGGUACAAGGUAGAUUAACAUUUUGAUGAGAUGGUGAGUGUUGUGACUUUAAAAUUAGUAGGCCAAGUUGGAUUGGUGUUGUGAUACUAUGUUAGUUUAAUGAGACAUUGAGUGAAAGUUGGGUAGGGAUAUGACCAUUUAUUUUUAUUGUGUAGAGGUGAUGAAUUGUAUUAACUUUUUGAUGUUAUUAUUGUUGAAAUUGGUGAUGAUGAA